GCUUCUCCCUCUCGCAGUGCAUGCUGGGUGACGACAGCAGCCACUUCUCUCCCCGUCAUGGCGUCCCUAGUCUUGCGCCAGUGCGUCCGCUCCUCGCUGAGGUUGCUCGCCGCCAACGUGACGAUGAGAGCAGCCGCCGUCCGACCUCUCUCCCUGGCUGCGGACAGCCGCAGAACGCGGUUGCUCGGACAGAGCCAGUUCUCUUCGUUGUUGCCAUGCCGACACUACGGCGACCUGCCCCCCCUCACCCUGGACACCAUCAAGGAGCGCGUCAUGUACGUCCUCAAGCUCUACGACAAGAUCAACCCAGAGAACCUGAAGACGUCGUCGCACUUCAUGAAAGACCUGGGUCUGGACAGCCUGGACCAGGUGGAGAUAAUCAUGGCCAUGGAGGACGAGUUCGGCUUUGAGAUUCCCGACGGGGAAGCGGAGAAGCUGAUGUCACCUGCAGACAUCGUGCAGUACAUCGCGGACAAGAAGGAUGUUUAUGAGUAACGAGUCCCAGCAGCGGGACCAAAAUGUUCUCCAGUGUUUGUGCUUCAAUGUUUUCCCAAACCUCUUCUUCCUUCCAUUUCUUCACAAUAAGUUAAUAAAAGACAUCCAACACA
This is a messenger RNA of Nerophis ophidion (straightnose pipefish), 608 nucleotides long. RefSeq names its product NADH:ubiquinone oxidoreductase subunit AB1b (gene ndufab1b). Bases 58 to 495 code for a protein of 145 amino acids. Gene Ontology annotation, molecular function: acyl carrier activity; acyl binding. The transcript is spliced from 5 exons. NCBI's taxonomy places the organism in Eukaryota, Metazoa, Chordata, Actinopteri, Syngnathiformes, Syngnathidae. Gene Ontology annotation, biological process: fatty acid biosynthetic process. The record is from RefSeq and is a predicted model, not a curated record. Gene Ontology annotation, cellular component: mitochondrion.